Chelonoidis abingdonii (Abingdon island giant tortoise) is the source of this 1522-nucleotide messenger RNA. The record is from RefSeq and is a predicted model, not a curated record. NCBI's taxonomy places the organism in Eukaryota, Metazoa, Chordata, Testudines, Testudinidae.
UGGUUCUGGUUCUGGCUGGCUAUGGGCCAGUCGGGCCUGGCUGGCUUUGGCUCUGGCUGGCUCCGGCUCUGGCUGGCCCCCGUUUACCAUUGUGAUUUGUUUCUGUUGCAGAAGUUGGUGACUGAGAACAUGGAUGUGCUGGUGCAGAUCCGCUCCAACUUCUAUAAACCAGAGCAGAUGGUAUCACUGCUACCCAGGCUGACGUCUGCUGACAAUGUGCUGAAAAGAAUGACCAUCAUCGGGGAGAUCCUGAGCUUCCGCUCCAUGGCACAGAGUGGGCUGUGUGAGGUCUUCUCCAACCGCUGCCCGUUCCUGAUGGGCCCCAUCGAGUGCCUGAAGGACUUUGUCACCCCAGACACGGACAUAAAGGUGGGGGCGACUCUUGUGCUUCUCUCUGCUUUGGGUUGGCUCUGUGGCUAGGCAGGCAGAUCAGAGAACAUGCUGGGCUGCUGUGCAGGCAGCCUCCCACUACUGUACACAUCCAGGCCCUGGGGUGAUUGGCCCGGGUGUCUCUCCUCCUGCCAGGGGCCUUUACCCCAGCGGGGGAUCCAGAGUGCGGCAGUGUGUGCCAGGCCCCACAGCCCUAAUUGUGGGCUGGGAGUGGGGUUGUCCAGCCACAUGGGAGAUGCCCCUUAGCCCAGGAGACAAAAGUCCCAGCUCCCCUCCAACCUGCAUCACAGCUCAGGUUGACCUGGCUCAGGUUCUCAGGAGCAGCCACCGGGGGUCUGCAGACCCAGUUGAGGAUGGGUGAGGGGUUUUGCUGCAUGAACCAGAGUUCUCUCCUUGGCACCUGAGUUAAUAUUUAUCCAUGAGCGUGAUGGAAACUCUGGGCCUGAGUUCAGCCCCUGCCCAUGCUGCAGAGAUGGCAAUGCUGGACGCCUGCCUGCCACAGAGGGGGUCUGGGUCUGUCCGAGCCGUCGCCUUGCAGAGCCUGGGCCCAACAUGCUGCAGUGUCCACAGGGCUCUCAGCAUCGUCCCAGCCAGCAGCAGCCUCCCCAGAUCACUCACUGCGGUCUCCAGGCGGGGAGUGCUGGGGGCUAGUGGUUGCCUGUGCCUGGGCCAGUGAUCGUGGCUGCUGCAGAGGGGAGGAGCACUCAGAGCUCCCCGCGAAUCCUCUGCCCUGCCCUGAGGGAACCCAGGCCUCGAAUGGUGCAGAGACCCAGGGUAAGAUAUGGAGACACCCCCCAACUCCCACUCCAGUGCCAGGACUGGGUGGGCCUCGCUAGGAGGCUGUUCUGUGGGUAUAAGCCCCAGGAGACUCCGCUACCAGAGGGUGGCUGGCCAGAGCAGCACUCUGGGAAUGUGUCGUCUCGGCCCCAUGGUCGUUGGUGGCAAAACUCCCCUGACAUCAGUGGGUUGCGGUUCAGCAGCUCACAGUCCCCACGGCUGCCCUGGCUGGACAAUCUUGUGUCGGGGGCCCUGGCGGGUUCAUUGACCUCCAGCCCUGGGUAGGAGUGGAGUCUCCUCUGGAGAGUGGGUGCCCAGGCAGCCUGACAUGCAGGUCACCUGGGGGCCUCUCUCG